Messenger RNA from Frieseomelitta varia, 1204 nucleotides. Its product is annotated as box C/D snoRNA protein 1. The transcript is spliced from 7 exons. Gene Ontology annotation, cellular component: nucleus; pre-snoRNP complex. Gene Ontology annotation, biological process: maturation of LSU-rRNA from tricistronic rRNA transcript (SSU-rRNA, 5.8S rRNA, LSU-rRNA); snoRNA localization; box C/D snoRNP assembly. NCBI's taxonomy places the organism in Eukaryota, Metazoa, Arthropoda, Insecta, Hymenoptera, Apidae. Bases 77 to 1042 code for a protein of 321 amino acids. The record is from RefSeq and is a predicted model, not a curated record.
CCGACCAGAACAAGAAAAUUUGGGGAACCUGCACACCCCUAAUAGUUAUGCUUAGUCUUGAUGUACAUAAAGGAACAUGGCUACGUCCAGUGACAAAAUCGAAGAUUGUGAAGUAUGUGGUAAAAACAAAGCAAAAUACACAUGUCCAAAAUGUGAGGUUAGAACUUGUUGUCUUGAAUGUGUAAAUAUUCACAAAAAAGAAUUGGAAUGUGACGGUAUUCGAGAUAAAACAAAAUUUAUACCAUUAAAAUCGUUUACAGAUUUGGAUAUUUUAAGUGAUUAUAGGUUUCUUGAAGAGACUGCUAGAACAGUUGAUCAAUUAAAAAGAAAUCCGUUAAAGAAAUAUACAUGUCAACUGAGUUUACCAAUGCAUCUGAAUAAACUUAAAAUAGCUGCAUGUAAGAGGAAAGUUAUUUUACAAUUUAUGCCACAACAUUUUAGUAGACAUAAAAACAAUACAACAUAUUUAAAUUGGAAAACUAAUGAAUUAUAUUGGAGAAUAGAAUGGAUUUUUCCUCAAGCAAACUACACAAAAUGGGUCACAGAAAGAGUUCUAGACCAUACAAGAUUAUCAUUGCUUAUAGAAGAAAUUUUAUAUCCUACUAAAUCCAUAAUAAAGAAAAAUGAUAUAGAGGAAUUAAAUCUAAAAAUGUGUCUGAAUGAGAAACUACAAUUUUAUCAGGCAGCAGGUUUAUCUAGAAUAAAAGUUCUUUUGAAAGCAGAGAAGGUUUUAAAAUCAGAUUUAAAGUUUUAUGAAUUGGAUAUUACACUUUCAUUAAAGGAGAAUUUAGAAAAUAAAACUAUAAUUGAAUUUCCAACAAUAUAUAUAAUAUUAAGUGAUCAUACAUGCAUGUAUGAAAUUAUAGAUACUGAUGAUGAAGAUGUAAUUGAUUCAAAAUAUAACAAUGCAUCAGAAAGGAGAAAAAGAAAAUACAAACAAACGAACAUAAAGCAAAAAACAAAUUCAACUGUGAAUUAUUUUUUUAAUUCUGAAUCCUCAGAAUCUGAUGAAGAAAAAUCAAAAUUGAUGAAAAAUCAAUAAGAAGUCAAAAAGCGAAUAGUUAUCAAAUUGUAAUAUACCAAUUAUAAUGAUUCAUCAGUUUAAAUGAAUGUACAAAUUCAAUCUUUUUUAUUUAAUUUAAAUACAAUAUUUCAAUAGAUUAAUACAAUUGAAUCGCGUAUAAAUACAACAGUAAUGAAAUUA